CAGCACUCACCCCAACCACUGCGUGCCCUGCAGCACUUCAGGCCACUGCUCACAGGGCACGAAGUGGGGAGAGGGCACGGCACAGGGGGACAGGGGGACAGCACUGGGAGCAGGGAGGUUGCGGAUGGACAGGGGCUGCCUGUAGACAGCGGCCUCAGCCACACCAACAACACUUCACGUUCACGGGUGCCAUAAAGCAGCACCCAGCGCCACGGAUGGAGGAGGCAGGUUUGGCGGUGGAGUCAGAAGGAAAUCCCAGCUAAUCCAGCUCAGUUAGACAAAAACAAAGAGGAUCAUUCUGAUACAAAGUUCUGGCUGAAGCCCUGCACCUGAUCAGCAUUUGCAAGAUUAGAUAAGGACUGAACUUAGUCCCUUCCUGCAUAUAUUAAUGCGAGCUCUCUGGAUGUCUGGGCUACUCCAGUUCAAGGGCAAGAAGAUGGUCGCUUCUCUGGGGUUCCUAUUUGCUGUCCUCUCUUUAGCAAGAUGUGUCCCCGUGCAGCAAACAGCCAGCCGCGACAAAGUCCUCCUGGUGUCCUUCGAUGGCUUUCGGUGGAACUAUGACCAGGACGUGGACACCCCCAACCUCGAUGCCAUGGCUGCAGAGGGAGUGAAGGCGCAGUACAUGACUCCUGCCUUUAUCACCCUUACCAGCCCGUGCCACUUCACGCUGCUGACCGGGAAAUACCUCGAGAACCACGGGGUGAUACACAACAUGUGGUUCAACACCAGCACGGGGGUGAAGCUGCCCUAUUACAGCACGCAGGGCAUUGACAGCUGGUGGGACAACGGCAGCCUGCCCAUCUGGAUCACAGCUCAGAGACAGGGUUUAAAGACAGGCUCUAUCUAUUUCCCUGGGGGACGAGCAAAAUAUCAAGGGGAAGAAGUGAAUAUGAAGAUGGUGGAGCCCGCCAUAUUCAACUACAGCAAUGAAACCAUUUGGAGACAGAACAUCGACAUUGUCAUGGAAUGGUUCACGGUGAACAACCUCGACUUCAUCGCCCUCUACUUCGGUGAGCCAGACUCAACGGGACACAAGUAUGGCCCCGAGUCCACGGAGAGGAAAACCAUGGUCAGCCAGGUGGACAGAACCGUCGGCUACUUAAGGCAACGUAUCAGGGAAAGUGGCUUGGAACCAAACCUCAACCUCAUCAUCACGUCUGACCACGGCAUGGAGACGGUCAUAAAGACCGACGAGAUUCACAUCCAGAAAGUAGAGAACUUCACAUUCACAGACAUCCAGUUUGAACUCUUAGACUAUGGACCAAACGGACUACUGGUACCAAAAGAAGGAAAAUUGGAGCACGUGUAUUCAGUCCUGAAAAAUGCCCACCCAAAGUUGCAUGUGUACAAAAAAGAAGAGUUUCCAAAGAGAUUCCACUAUGCCAACAACUCCCGGAUCACCCCGCUCCUGAUGUACAGCGAUCCAGGAUACGUGAUCCACGGGCGAAUCAAGGUCCAGUUCAACAAGGGGGAACACGGCUUUGACAACGAGGCCAUGAACAUGAAAACCAUCUUCCGCGCCGUGGGGCCGGCCUUCAAGCGAGGGCUGCUGGUGGAGCCCUUCGAAAGCGUCAACGUCUACGCGCUGCUCUGCGAGCUGCUGGGCAUCGUGCCCGAGCCGCACGACGGCUCCCUGGAGGUCCUCAGGCCCCUGCUGCGUGAGUGCCCCGCCGAUGGCUGCGGGAACACCGACACCUAGCGGCGGCCGCCCGACGGCCGCAGCCGCUGCGGGACCGGGGCAGGAGCCGGAGCCUCCCGGGGGGGCUCCCUCCGCUCCCCCCCGGCACAGCGGGCCCCGGGCCGGCGCUGACCCAGCCGGCAGCCGGGCAGCUCCCGCUUUAAGGGCGUCUAAACGUCCCCAAAACGCCCAGCAAAGCUUUGCACAGCCGUUAGAGGUUGGAAACGGGAGGUGCCGCGGCCAGCGGAGCGUCAUUCCUGCAGGGAGCAGGGGAUGCAGAGCGGCGGCUGCUUGCUGUGCCCAGUCCCCUGCACGAGCUCCAUGCCGCGGGAAGGGGCUGCUGCUCACCUGGGCAGAGCCUGGCUCCCCGCUUUAAUGCUGAACUUUCGCCGUUGCAGGUUCAAGCGCUCCUCUCCUUGCUGCCACGAAGCUGUCAGUGAUGCUGGGGAUUGCUCUCACUCUGCAAUGCUGGAGAGGAAUAUACUAACCGCCUAGCAGAGGUAAUUUAUUCCAAGGAUAGCCAGAAAGCUCUGUGGAGGUGCUGCCUUGUUAGGCGUGUGCCUGUGUGUUGGCUGCAAGAAAAAGAAGGAUCAAAGUUUGCUGUUUGCCUUCAAUGUGCAUAUAUGCCUGGAGACCUAGCAGGAUGAGCAAUUCUCGGUCUCAUUUCCUGGCAUUUCCAGCACCACGCAUGCACAGCCGACAUCCACAGGCUGGACACACAAGAAAUAAGCACCAACAGCACUGUGCUUUCCUCUCUUGACAGCCUCCGAGUUCCAGGCAGCUCUACCAGAAACGUGUGGAGAGGUGAGGAAGCACGUGUCUGAAGAAGACAGCCUGAGGAGCAUAGGGAGACCCCGCUCCAAAACCUCCCCAAAUUUCUCAUCCACAUUCCUCCAGCGUUGCUGAGUCCCAGGGUGGGGAAGCCCUCCCCAGCUCUGGUGUGCACCAGGGAUGCACGGCUGUGGAAGCUGACACCGAUGCACAGUGUGACUUUGACAAAAGCAUCCUGUGUCGGUGCUGCCCCAACUUCCCCAUCUGCUCAAGGGAGAAAAACUCCAACUCGGUUUGGACCAGGGACAGUUAAUACAUGAUGAGCUCCUAAAGCAAUUAAAAGCAUAUCUAAGUUCUGCAUGUGCUGAGAAGCCUUCUGUAAUUGGUGCUGGACUCCAGCACAGGGUACACGGAGAAGACAGGGGUC
Molecule: messenger RNA, 2876 nt
Organism: Cygnus olor (mute swan)
Lineage: Eukaryota; Metazoa; Chordata; Aves; Anseriformes; Anatidae
Gene: ENPP7
Product: ectonucleotide pyrophosphatase/phosphodiesterase 7
Exons: 4
Coding region: 389-1699 (436 amino acids)
Source: RefSeq, a predicted model, not a curated record